UGUCAUUACACGGUGAAUUUCAGCACAUCACUCGCUGCUGGAUGUGUCUGUGCUAGGGACUGCACCGUCUUCCUGCGCUGUAGGGCAGAGCUGUGCAUGUGUAUGUGUGUGUGUGUGUGUGAGAGAGAGAGAGAGUGUGUGUGUGUGUGACUGCAAAGGGCCAAUCUGGGCAGGGGAGGCUGUCAGAAGGAAACCUCUUCCUGGGCCGCCGGGGAGAUUUGACAGGGCCAACCAACCAGAGAGGCUGCCGCUGAGCUUGGAGGUUGUCCUUUCGGGAGGAUUUCGAUACCUUUCCGAUCGGAAAGAAAACAGCGCCUUCAAGCAGAAACUCUUGGCGCAAGAUAGCAACUCGACAACUCCUUCCUGACGCGCUAAGACCUUCGCAGCCAAGACAACAAUCAAACGUUGCAGGCGAAGUCGGGCAGUUUCAGGGGGAGAAACAAACAACAUCCUAAAAGGUCGGCAAUGGAUUCCAACAACACAGGUGGUGUGAUCACCUACAUCGGGCCCAACAGCACCUCCUCAAGCCUGGGCCUGCUCUACAAUGACAGCUCCAACAGUAGUUUCCAGUCGGUGUCCCAGUCCUAUUCCCCCUUGCCACCGUCUCCGAACGGCUCCAGUUCCAGUUCCAGCUCCAGCUCCAGCUCCCAGGAUAGCAAACACAACCGGAGCAGCUCCUCGGGAUCUGGAGACGACUGCUCCAGCAGUGGGCCCUUCAGCAACCUGAAGCUUACAACAGACGAUGGGAACUCCAUCACUACCACGAAAAUCAACUCUGGCAUCACCAAAAUCAGUGGAAUGAUCCUGCUGUGCAAAGUAUGCGGAGACGUAGCCUCUGGUUUUCACUAUGGAGUACAUGCCUGUGAAGGUUGCAAGGGCUUCUUCAGGAGGAGCAUCCAGCAGAACAUCCAGUACAAGAAGUGCCUGAAGAACGAGAACUGUACCAUCAUGCGGAUCAACAGGAAUCGCUGCCAGCAAUGCCGCUUCAAGAAGUGCCUUGCCGUUGGCAUGUCCAGGGAUGCCGUGCGCUUUGGGCGUAUCCCGAAGCGGGAGAAGCAGCGGAUGUUGGCGGAGAUGCAGAGCGUGAUGAAUAACAUGGUCAACAACCAGCUGAGCGGCGAGUUGCAGAACGAGCUGCAGCCCCAGCAGCCAAGCUGGCAGCUUCAGCCUCCACUGGCUGUCCCGGUGCAGCCCGCGCAGCAGGAGCGCAUGUCGCCCUGCCACCAUUCCCAGCAGCAGUGCAACCCGCAGCAGGUCUGCUGCCCCAGCACCGAAGCCUCCAUGGAAGAGGUCAUCUACUCCAUUUCCCGGGCUCACAAAGAGACCUUCACCUACGCCCACGACAAGUUGAAGCAAACACCAGCAACCUGCCAGCACGACACAGAGCCGAUGAGCCACAAUGCUAAUUGCUGCUUAAAUGGAUAUGAUGUCAAUGGUGCGAACACUAUCUAUCAUGAAGAGAACAACAUGUUCCACAAAGGCAGUGGCCCUGGACUAAAGAAUAUGUGUUACCCUUCCUCCUUCCCCAAUGGCCACGCAAACGGACAUCACCAGCAUCAGCCCAACGGACACAAACUGCACAAUAGAAAUCUGUUUGGUGCCAGUGAUGAGAUGGAGAGUGGCAAUGGGAGGACAUGCCCAUGGAAAGGACCGAAUACUGUCGUCCUGGCAUGCCCGAUAAACGCACAGCCGCACGUGGACGGCAACCAAUCGGUGCAGCAGAUCUGGGAGGACUUUUCCCUGAGCUUCACGCCAGCUGUCCGAGAGGUGGUGGAGUUUGCAAAACUGAUUCCUGGAUUCCGGGACCUAUCCCAACACGACCAGGUCACCUUGCUGAAAGCCGGCACCUUUGAGGUGUUGAUGGUGCGGUUCGCGGCCCUGUUCAACGUGAAGGAGCAGACGGUGACCUUCAUCAGCGGGAUCGCCUACUCCAUCGAGGAGCUGCGGGGGAUGGGAAUGGGAGACCUGCUCAACUCCAUGUUCGACUUCAGCGAGAAGCUGAGCUCUCUGCAGCUUAGCGAGGAGGAGCUGGGCCUCUUCACUGCAGUCGUGCUGGUCUCGGCAGAUCGUUCCGGGAUUGAGAACAUUAGCUCGGUGGACCAGCUGCAGGAGGCGUUGAUCCGUGUGCUGAGGGCUCUGAUCAUGAAGAACCACCCCAGCGAAGCCUCGCGGUUCACCAAGCUGCUCCUCAAACUGCCCGACCUCCGCACCCUCAACAACAUGCACUCGGAAAAGCUGUUGGCCUUCCGGAUAGACCCCUGAACUCCCCUCUCUCGCUCUCUCCUGUCUCCGCCACAUUUUUAAAGGGAUUUUAUUUAUAUUUCAAUGAACAUUCAGACAUAGUGCAAAGCAUCCUGUAAAUAAUGUGUAUAUUUCAGCUGUCGAGGGAGUGUAAUGUAUUCUUAUAAGGAAUGUUCUACAAAUUCAAUAUAUUUAAAAGCUCAUUCCGUUGGGACCUCUCCGUCUGCGAACAUGAGCUCAGUGGUAGACGUGGGCGUGAGGUUAUCUGCUGGUUGGGCUGAGUAAUGUGUAAAAAUCAACCGGAGGUCCAUGCACUCUGUGCGGUGAGCGUUUUGUGGGGGGAGGUCCCAUCGUUCCUGCGUUUGGCUAGUCACUGGCCCAAGCCCAGACAAUCCUCCAGACGACCCAGCCCCCACCAAAGGCAACAGGGAGAACUUCCAACAAAUCUCAAGCAGACCACGGUGGUGGGCGUCAGACCGAGCGACCCCGGCCCCCACCCGCCACCCCGGGCCCACUUCUAGACGCAGUUCGAAGGCUAAUCAGCAAACGUCGUCUCGUUCAGCGCCGUUCACAUUUCAUCGGCUGUCCCGUGAGUGUAUCCAUAGAACCCCAACAACACCAGGCAUUUCGUGGAAAGCCUUGAACUGAUCACAACUCCAGUCCCCGCUUGCCUCUCUGCGGCUCGUUUUCAAGCCCCACCGACCUUCGUGCGAGCGAACCGCCGCGUCUUUGUGAUGUAGUCCUUUAAAUUCCCGUUAUGGAUGCAACAACCCACCCCCACCCGACCACUCCUCACUCUCCCCCUCUCCUGCCGAGUGCUAAACAGUCCACGAGGUCCUGUUCUUGAUCCACCUGUUCCAAUAGUGUUACAAUUGACCUCGGUAUCUCUGGGCCAGUAGAGUUGGUGGGGUGGGGUGGGGGCGAGUAGAGGAAGGGAUGAUGGUGAUUAUAGGUGCAGGAUGAGAAUGUACGCGUUGGGCUUCCUAUGGAGAAGCCAAGUGGAUCGUGCCUGGUUGGGGUCCAACACAAAGGAAGCCUACAAGGGGAGAGGUGGUGAGACCACCAGCCAGGGCAGAGGAGGUGGACAAUGACUUGACUGUCAAACACAACCUCGGCUGGGGGCUGCUGCAUGAGUGGACAAUCUGCCCUGGACUAUUCCAGUUACCGCAUCAUCGUCCCGGCGUCCUUCAAUUAUUGGUGUGUUUGUGAUUCCAGAUCAACUCAAAGAUACAAUUUAUAAAAACUAAAAUAUGAAUGCACUGAAUUAAAUAUCAACACGAA
Messenger RNA from Amblyraja radiata (thorny skate), 3522 nucleotides. RefSeq names its product nuclear receptor subfamily 1, group d, member 1 (gene nr1d1). The coding region runs from base 466 to 2262 and encodes 598 amino acids. NCBI's taxonomy places the organism in Eukaryota, Metazoa, Chordata, Chondrichthyes, Rajiformes, Rajidae. Gene Ontology annotation, biological process: negative regulation of transcription by RNA polymerase II; positive regulation of transcription by RNA polymerase II; hormone-mediated signaling pathway. Gene Ontology annotation, molecular function: zinc ion binding; RNA polymerase II cis-regulatory region sequence-specific DNA binding; nuclear receptor activity. The record is from RefSeq and is a predicted model, not a curated record. The transcript is spliced from 8 exons.